Molecule: messenger RNA, 2104 nt
Organism: Myripristis murdjan (pinecone soldierfish)
Lineage: Eukaryota; Metazoa; Chordata; Actinopteri; Holocentriformes; Holocentridae
Gene: chad
Product: chondroadherin
Exons: 4
Coding region: 478-1569 (363 amino acids)
Cellular component (GO): extracellular matrix
Molecular function (GO): protein binding
Source: RefSeq, a predicted model, not a curated record
GGUUAACCUCUCACAGACACUUGACUUCCUCUUGCAAACCUCUCACCAUAACACCCUGGAAAGCCCUCCUCAGUUUUUUUCCUCAAAUAAAUGUUAUAAAUAGUGCUGUGUUCUGUUGACUUGCCAUCCUGCUCUCAAAAGCCCAAAGUGAAGUUUCUCUGCACUGCCCUCCUUUUCCCACAGUCACACGCCUUUUCACUCCUGCUCUCUCGCUCUCGCUCUCCCUCUCUCUGUCUGUCUCUCUCUCUCACACACACAUACACACCCAUACCGGCACACACGCACACACACACCCUCCAGCUCACCUAUUGCCUUUUCCCUUUACACUUCUCAAGCUUUCCUUCUCUCAGAGGCUUUCUGCAGGAUUUUCCAGCUAGUGCUUAUCCGCUGUUGAGGGACCAGAGCCCAGCCUGACAGACAAUCUGGACAGGUCAGCAGAUAGACUGAUAUUUACACUUUAAAAAGGAACCAGACAGCAUGCGCUGCAUGAGCUUGUUGUUGCUGGGGACCUGCCUCGUGGUCCUGGGCCCUGCAGUGCGGGGAGCCCCAAGCCAGUGCCCCAGCCAGUGCCACUGUCAUGGUGACCUCCAGCACGUCAUCUGCGACAACGUCGGGCUAAAAAAGAUCCCACGGGUGUCAGAGGCCACCCGUUUGCUGAACCUGCAGAGGAACAACCUGGGCAACCUACCUACCGGGUCCUUCAGCGAGAGUAAAGGGCUCAUCUCCCUGCACCUGCAACAUUGCCAGAUCCGUGAGAUUGCAUCCCAGGCCUUCAAGGGGCUGAAGAAGCUCAUCUACCUCUACCUGUCCAACAAUGAUAUCAGCAGCAUCAAGCCUGGCGCUUUCGAGGACCUGACCGAGCUCACAUACCUCUACCUAGAUGGGAACCAGAUCAGUGACCUGUCCAAGGGCAUCUUCUCACCCAUGAUCAACCUCUUUAUUCUGCAGCUCAAUGACAACAAGCUGCGUGACCUGCGGCCAGGCACCUUCACAGGGGCCAAAGACCUACGCUGGCUGCACAUGAGCGGUAAUGAGCUGAAUACCUUGCAGCCAGGCUCUCUGGACGAUGUGGAGAACCUUGCCAUACUUCACCUGGACAGGAACAAGCUGUCCACCUAUCCUAUUGCUGCAAUGAGCAAGCUCCGUGUAGUUGAAGAGCUCACUCUGGGCAGGAACCCCAUGAAGAGCAUCCCAGACUUGGCGUUCCAGAGCUUUGGACGUUACAUGGAGAAAUUACACCUUGACAACAUGGGUCUGGAGAAGUUCUCUGAUGGUGCAUUUACUGGUGUAACAGCAAUCAAAUCUCUCCACCUGGAUAACAACAAGCUUAAGUCCUUACCUAAAAGCCUAGAGUUUGGUACCAUCACCAACCUCACACUCUCCAACAACCCAUGGAGCUGCACGUGCCAGCUUGCCCCUCUGCGGAAGUGGAUAGACUACAGCCGCAACCGUCCAGAUGCGCUGUGUGCCUCUCCACCGCAGCACAGAGGCAAGCAAGUCAGAGACACCACCGCCUUCAGUGGCUGCAGAGGCAAGCCAAAGAGAGCCAAGAAGGGCACGCGUCACUGAACAUGGACAGUACCUGCCACUGAACAGGAGACGCCGAGGAGAAGCCUGUCCAGGUGACCGGCUACUUUUGCAAAGAAGCAACGCUAACUAAAUCUACUUCAAGACUGUCCAUCUAGUCAUCUGCCAAAUGUUGUUGUAAACACACCCAAACAUGUGUAGACACACAUGCCCUCUCUGAUACAGACACACACACACGCACACACAUACACAAACACACACACUUGAAGGGCUUUAUCGGGCCAAAGACUCAGUUAAACAUUGGUAAACAAGAUGAAUGCUACAGUAUGAAGUGGUAACAGAAAACAUCCAGGUAACCACCAAAACAAAGGACACAUUUAGGUUACAGAGUGUACUGAAGACAGACGGGGAUGCAUUUUCUUGACAUGGUUUGGAUUCAUUCAGUGUUUCAAAGGGGCAAGGUUAUGAUAUACCCAUCUACCAAGUGUCCUGUGCCUUAAUAAGCAUGAAAACAAUGAGAUCCUGCAAGAGAUACUUUAGACGUGCCUCAGAAAGUGUUUUCCAGCAUCAUCAGCAC